AUAUGGUUUACAUUAACUUUCCUGCUCGAUUAACAGACGAAGAAGAAAAGUUACGACAAAAAUAUGCUUUGCUACGUAAAAAGAAAAAAGUACUACAAGCUUUGAAAACAGCCAAACCAGAAAGGGAGCCACCAGCACAGCAACCAGCAAAAAGACCUGCUCCAGAAUCAGCUGAAGAUGCUAAAGAACAGGCAAAGAAAUUGUUGAAAUCGGGUGCAAUCAAAAUUGCUUCUGACAGUCAGGACAAACAUAGCUUCAAACGCUCCAAAUAUCUUGAAAAGAAACUCAAGGAUCCAGAAAAGACUCCAUCAGCCGUGGGUUUCCAGCCCUUCCAGGCAACACAUCCAGAGGAAGAGGAACGAGAGCCACGCCCAAGACAAAAAAUGAGAGCACUUUACGACAACUUUGUCAGUGGAGGUUUUGGUGAGAAGAAAGAACGUGAGAGUCGAGGAAAGGAGCCACCACCGCGAGGAAACACUAUCUAUGUCCAUGGACAUGGUGUAUCUGAGGAAAUACUGAGGAAAGCUUUCUCCAACUUGGGCAAUGUCAUCAAUGUCAACAUGGAGAAGGACAAGAAUGUUGGUUUUGUGACUUUUGAGAAAAUGGAAUCAGCAGAUUCAGCUAUAUCAGAAGUCAACAAUGCCAUGAUAGAUGGGGUACAGCUCCGUGUUUCCAUGGCAAGGAGACAACCUACAUUUGAGCAGGCUACUGAUCCAUCAACAACAUCAUGGUCUUCUAUAGCUGCAAGUUCAUCACAGAAGGGAUCCCACAAGGACAAACGAGCUAUGGUCAACUAUGACGAGCAAGACAUAUUUUGAUCAAGCUACAUGAGAGGUCAAAGGUCAACUGUGAUGAGCAAGACAUAUUCUUAUCAGGCUACAUGAGAGGUCAGAGGUUAUACAUCUCCAGAAUGCUGUUUAUUCAUGAGGUGCUUCAAUUCCAGGAUUCCAAAGACACUUUCAUUUGUAAACUUCUGAAGAGGAAGAACAUCACAAGCAUUCCUCCUUUGACCAAUGCUUUAGGAACUGUCAAUAGCUACAUUUCAUGGCUAAGCUGUUGUAGUUGUAAAGAGUAUUAUGUGGACGAUGGUCAAUACUUUCGGAGAUAUGACACAACUGUUGAUAGCCCCACAGCUUACAGGGUGUUACCAGUGUGUAUAGUUGUUUGGUUUCUCAAAGCCAUAAACAGGUUCAAGUCACUUGUUUUGUCAUCGUGUAUUGUGACAUGGCUUACAGUUUUGUACUACGUACCAAAUUUUGCAAAACUUGCGUUAAACUUUCAAUAAUUUGUAAGUCAGCUGGAAGUGGAAGUAGAACAUGCCACUGAUUUAUUUUUCAACAGGACAGUUAAAACCUUCUGUGGGUUGAUAAUGUCAUAAAAAAUAAAUACAUAAAUGAAACAAACACAA
Ylistrum balloti is the source of this 1408-nucleotide messenger RNA. RefSeq names its product negative elongation factor E-like. The record is from RefSeq and is a predicted model, not a curated record. Gene Ontology annotation, cellular component: NELF complex. Gene Ontology annotation, biological process: negative regulation of transcription elongation by RNA polymerase II. NCBI's taxonomy places the organism in Eukaryota, Metazoa, Mollusca, Bivalvia, Pectinida, Pectinidae. Bases 3 to 818 code for a protein of 271 amino acids. The transcript is spliced from 10 exons. Gene Ontology annotation, molecular function: RNA binding.